Molecule: messenger RNA, 1495 nt
Organism: Neomonachus schauinslandi (Hawaiian monk seal)
Lineage: Eukaryota; Metazoa; Chordata; Mammalia; Carnivora; Phocidae
Gene: PICK1
Product: protein interacting with PRKCA 1
Exons: 13
Coding region: 225-1478 (417 amino acids)
Biological process (GO): regulation of Arp2/3 complex-mediated actin nucleation; dendritic spine maintenance; receptor clustering
Cellular component (GO): postsynaptic density; neuron projection; synaptic vesicle
Molecular function (GO): phospholipid binding; protein kinase C binding; protein domain specific binding
Source: RefSeq, a predicted model, not a curated record
CAGGUGGAACCGCAGGUGGGUUCAGGUGCCAGCCUGGCCUGGACCCGGCUGUGGGACCGACUCUUCCGGUGAGCGACAGAGGUAGUUCCCAAGGGCCUGGAGACCCGUGGGGACGGGCUCUGGGGUCUGAGCCCACCGUCCUGGCCUGGAAUUCCCCCCUGUACCUAUUCCCCAUUCCCGUGCCGAGCUGGACAGUUAGCCAGCCCGCCUCAACUCUCGGAACCAUGUUUGCAGACUUGGAUUAUGACAUCGAGGAGGAUAAACUCGGAAUCCCUACUGUGCCCGGGAAGGUGACACUGCAGAAGGAUGCUCAGAACCUGAUCGGGAUCAGCAUCGGAGGAGGGGCCCAGUACUGCCCCUGCCUCUAUAUCGUCCAGGUGUUUGACAACACCCCAGCAGCCCUGGACGGCACCGUGGCAGCUGGUGACGAGAUCACCGGUGUCAAUGGCCGGUCGAUCAAAGGCAAAACUAAGGUGGAGGUGGCAAAGAUGAUUCAGGAGGUGAAGGGAGAGGUGACUAUCCAUUACAACAAGCUGCAGGCGGACCCCAAGCAGGGCAUGUCCCUGGACAUUGUGUUGAAGAAAGUAAAGCAUCGGCUGGUAGAGAACAUGAGUUCGGGGACCGCAGACGCCCUGGGCCUGAGCCGGGCCAUCCUGUGCAAUGACGGGCUUGUGAAGAGGCUGGAGGAACUGGAGCGGACGGCCGAGCUGUACAGAGGAAUGACAGAACACACCAAGAACCUCCUCCGGGCCUUUUAUGAGCUGUCACAGACACACCGGGCCUUUGGGGACGUGUUCUCCGUCAUCGGGGUGCGGGAGCCCCAGCCAGCCGCGAGCGAGGCUUUCGUGAAGUUUGCCAACGCCCACCGCAGCAUCGAGAAGUUCGGCAUCCGGCUGCUGAAAACCAUCAAGCCGAUGCUGACAGACCUGAACACGUACCUCAACAAAGCCAUCCCAGACACUCGCCUCACCAUCAAGAAGUACCUGGAUGUGAAGUUCGAGUACCUGUCCUACUGCCUGAAGGUGAAGGAGAUGGAUGACGAGGAGUACAGCUGCAUCGCCCUGGGGGAGCCCCUGUACCGUGUGAGCACUGGCAACUACGAGUAUCGCCUGAUCCUGCGUUGUCGCCAGGAGGCCCGCGCCCGUUUCUCCCAGAUGCGCAAAGACGUGCUGGAGAAGAUUGAGUUGCUGGACCAGAAGCACGUCCAGGACAUCGUGUUCCAGCUGCAGCGCUUCGUGUCCACCAUGUCCAAGUACUACAACGACUGCUACGCGGUGCUGCGGGACGCCGACGUCUUCCCCAUCGAAGUGGACCUGGCCCACACCACGCUGGCCUACGGCCUCGGCCAGGACGAGUUCACCGACGGCGAGGACGAGGAGGAGGACGACGACGAGGACACGGCAGCCGGGGAGCCGUCCAGGGAUGCGCGAGGGGCUGCUGGGCCCCUGGACAAGGGUGGGAGCUGGUGUGACUCCUGAGUGCUCCCCGCCGUGGG